Messenger RNA from Drosophila obscura, 1472 nucleotides. RefSeq names its product succinate--CoA ligase [ADP/GDP-forming] subunit alpha, mitochondrial (gene Scsalpha1). Gene Ontology annotation, biological process: tricarboxylic acid cycle. The transcript has 4 exons. Bases 133 to 1119 code for a protein of 328 amino acids. Lineage: Eukaryota; Metazoa; Arthropoda; Insecta; Diptera; Drosophilidae. Gene Ontology annotation, molecular function: succinate-CoA ligase (GDP-forming) activity; succinate-CoA ligase (ADP-forming) activity. Gene Ontology annotation, cellular component: succinate-CoA ligase complex (ADP-forming); mitochondrion. The record is from RefSeq and is a predicted model, not a curated record.
GAUCGCAGCUAGCUGUUACAGUGGAACAACAGCCGCGCCGCCUCUGCUCUGCUCGCAUUAAUUAAACGCGUUUAAAACCAUUUGCAGGCAGUUUGCACAGCUUUUAUCGCACAACCGCAACACACAGAUAAAAUGGCUGCAUCGAUGAGAGCGCUGCUGAAAGUGCGAGAUGGCUUCGUGGCCGGCGUGCGGUGCAAUUCGCAGUACAACAAGACGCGAGGCAACCUGAAGCUGACGGGCGACUCGAAGGUGAUCUGUCAGGGCUUCACCGGCAAGCAGGGUACCUUCCACAGCCAGCAGGCUCUGGAGUAUGGCACCAAGCUCGUUGGCGGAAUUUCGCCCAAGAAGGGCGGCACCCAGCAUCUGGGUCUGCCCGUGUUCGCAUCGGUCGCCGAGGCCAAGAAGGCAACGGAUCCACAUGCCACUGUCAUCUAUGUGCCCCCACCCGGCGCCGCAGCUGCCAUUAUCGAAGCUCUCGAAGCUGAGAUUCCACUCAUUGUCUGCAUCACGGAGGGUGUGCCACAGCAUGAUAUGGUCAAGGUCAAGCAUGCCCUGAUCAGCCAGAGCAAGUCCCGUCUCGUGGGACCCAACUGCCCGGGCAUCAUUGCGCCCGAACAGUGCAAGAUUGGCAUCAUGCCGGGUCACAUACACAAGCGCGGCAAGAUCGGUGUUGUCUCCCGCUCGGGCACCUUGACCUACGAGGCCGUGCACCAAACCACCGAAGUGGGUCUCGGCCAGACCCUCUGCGUUGGCAUUGGCGGUGAUCCGUUCAACGGCACCGACUUUAUCGACUGCCUGGAGGUCUUCCUCAAGGAUCCCGACACCAAGGGCAUCAUUCUGAUCGGUGAGAUCGGUGGUGUGGCCGAGGAGAAGGCUGCCGAUUAUCUCACGGAGUUCAAUACGGGUAUCAAGGCCAAGCCUGUGGUCUCGUUCAUUGCUGGCGUUUCGGCGCCACCCGGCCGUCGUAUGGGCCAUGCCGGUGCAAUCAUCUCUGGGGGCAAGGGCGGUGCCAACGAUAAGAUCGCCGCCCUGGAGAAGGCCGGCGUCAUUGUGACCAGGAGUCCAGCCAAAAUGGGCCAUGAGCUCUUCAAGGAGAUGAAGCGAUUGGAGCUAGUUUAGAUAAGCCAUUAAACAACAACAAUAACUAAAACAUUGAACAAAUCGUGUGACGAAAGCCGAACGUACCAACAGUACGCUACUCAUCCGGAGAGGAGAUCUAUGAAAUGAAGGAAUUACCCACUUAAAAUUAAGCAUAAAGAGUUGUCUGCCCGCUGCCAGUACGCGGCAAGCCGUAACUAAAAUGAAUUGUGUCGAAAUCGAAAAGAAUCAUAAAUAAAUUAUUGUAAAAUUCCGCUAAAGUAAAGCAAAAACCAGAAAGAGGAAAAUGUUGCGCUGAGAAAUGUAUUCCAAGCAUUAUGUUAACUACUGCCGUACCACCAAGUUGAACUAAAUACAUCCAUUAAUAGCUAAAA